AUGCAGUUGAUUGAUAUACUUUGGACGUGGGGUCCUCUUGUGGUGAUUUUCACCAUGUUGCUGGCAUACAAUGCCGAGUCUCUUGGUCAUGCCUUUCGCAGGACCAGCAACUACCCAAUCGUCAACUACCAAAAAGGCGCCUUGACUUAUGCUGCUGCUAGAAGAGAGUUUUUCUCGGGGCCUUUUAAAGUCAUCACCCUCUCCAAGCCGUUGAUUAUCCUGCCUCCAGAGUUGAUCGAUGCCGUUAACGCCGAGAGAAAGCUGAGCUUCCUCGAAUAUGUCCGGGAGGAAUUCUUGUCGGAUUUCGACACCUUCCGAACCUGCCGCCCGAUGCCGCCGGGUAUGUUCAGCAAGGCCAUUCAGAAUGGCAUAAACCGCCGCCUGCCCAAAUUCAUCAAGGGCAUGUCCCUUGAGCUAUCUGCAUGCUUGGAUAAAAGCUUCGGUUACCAGCAAGACUGGCAAGAGGUUAACUUUAUCAAUGAAGCCCGGGGAUGGGUCGCCCACAUGACAACCUUGGUUUUCCUGGGAGAAAGCUUUGCCCACAACCAGCAGUGGAUCGACGUCACAACUGCAUUCGUCGAAAACAUGUUCAUGGCGAUGGCGGUGACGAGAUCCUUUCAUCCUUUGUUGAGGCCGUUGGUGGAUAGGGUUUCGCCCCUCAACCGCAAGGUGCGGAGAUACCAGAAGGUCAUCGCUUCGAUUCUGGGCCCCGUGAUACAGGAGCGCCACGUGGAGCUCGAGGUUGCCAGAAAGAACGGGCGGAAGCCGGACCUGCCGGAUGACUCGAUCGAAUGGUUCCGCCAGGCUGCCGACGGUUUCAACUAUCCCGAGAUCUGGAUUCAGAUGGGGCUCAACCAAGUCUCGAUGCAGACCACGAGCAACCAGCUAUGUCAGUCCGUUCUCUAUCUCUGCGCCAACCGACAACAUCUCGAGCCGCUUCGAAAAGAAGCCAUCGAGGUUUUACAGAGAGACGGUCUGGAAAAGGCCGUCACCAACAUGAACAGCCUGAGCUUCAUGGACAGCUUCCUCAAGGAAGCGCAGCGGCUCAAGCCCGAGGGACUGGCCAGCAUGCAUCGUCGCGCCAUGGAAGAUGUUCAGCUCGGCCCGGACGUCACGAUCCGGAAGGGCGAGCACCUGGCAAUCUCGGCACACCAGAUGUGGCAAGAAGGCAACUACCCGGAGCCCGAGCUUUUCGAUCCUUACCGCUUCCUGGAGCGCAAGAACAACCCCAAGUACGCCAACCGAUGGGCCUUUGUCUCGACCAGUCCAGACCACAUGGGCUUUUCCCACGGGAAGCUGGCCUGUCCUGGGCGUUUCCUUGCCGCCAGCGUCUUGAAGAUUGCCAUGUUGCACUUGAUACUCAAGUACGAUCUCAGGAUAGCAGACCCGAAAGAUGCAAACCCUUGGUUCCAUGGGACAUAUGCAAUGGUCAACACGAAUGCGAGAAUAUGGGUGAGGUCGAGGAAGCCCGAGGUGGAUUUGGAGGCACUGGCGAGGCAAAUUUAA
Molecule: messenger RNA, 1506 nt
Organism: Pyricularia pennisetigena
Lineage: Eukaryota; Fungi; Ascomycota; Sordariomycetes; Magnaporthales; Pyriculariaceae
Exons: 3
Coding region: 1-1506 (501 amino acids)
Molecular function (GO): heme binding; monooxygenase activity; iron ion binding
Source: RefSeq, a predicted model, not a curated record